This is a messenger RNA of Lotus japonicus, 1270 nucleotides long. RefSeq names its product nudix hydrolase 11-like. The record is from RefSeq and is a predicted model, not a curated record. The transcript has 5 exons. Gene Ontology annotation, biological process: coenzyme A catabolic process. Gene Ontology annotation, molecular function: coenzyme A diphosphatase activity; acetyl-CoA hydrolase activity. NCBI's taxonomy places the organism in Eukaryota, Viridiplantae, Streptophyta, Magnoliopsida, Fabales, Fabaceae. Bases 53 to 1096 code for a protein of 347 amino acids.
GCAAGCGUCUCUUCACAUUUCCAAUUUCAUUUGAGAGAAGGUUCUGAGAGAAAUGAAGAAACAAAUUGUGAGAAGAAUGAAGAAGGUUGAUUCUGCAUCUGCUUCCUCUGCUGUGGCUCAGGGUGAAGCACCUCUGCUUCAUCCAUCCCUUUCGCUCACUUCUCCACCACCUACUCAGCUUCAUGAUGCUUCAUUCUCUGCUGAAAUGGUGAAAGGGGUUAGCACUGAGCUUUAUUCUUCACCAUUGCUUGCUUCUUCAACUGAACAUGAACCAAAUGUUCAGGAUGAAGAUCUUGUUGACCAAACAGAAGCUUUGGUGAAGGCAAUGGGUGAGAACAGAGGAUCACAGAGAUUACAGGCUCUGCUUCAUCACUUCCGAACUUCAAAAUCUAUACCCAACAUUAACAAUGUCAAUUUGAGUCUCGACGAGUUCAAUGCGAAACCUACCAAGAGAGCUGCAGUUCUCAUCUGUCUCUUCGAAGAUGCAGAUGGCAAUCUGCGAGUGAUUCUCACACAGCGAGCUUCUUCUCUCUCAGCACACUCCGGGGAGGUUGCUUUGCCUGGUGGCAAGAGGGAUGAAGUUGAUGCUGACGACGUAGCAACGGCGUUGAGGGAGGCUAAGCAGGAGAUUGGCUUGGAUCCUUCUCUUGUCACUGCCAUCACUUUCCUUGAACCCUUCAAUACCAUGUAUGGCAUUACAAUAAUACCUGUGGUUGGAAUGCUGUCAGACAAGGAUGCAUUUUCACCGGUUUUAAAUCCCGCUGAAGUUGCAGCAAUAUUUGAUGUUCCCCUGGAGUUGUUCCUCAAGAAUGACAAUAGGAGAGCUGAUGAAAGAAAAUGGAAGGGAGACAAGUACCUUCUACAUUAUUUCAAUUAUGAGGUUGCGAAUAAGAAGUAUGUUAUUUGGGCUGUAACUGCAGCUAUCUUAAUUAGAGCCGCUACAAUUGUACUUCAGCGACCGCCAGAUUUUCUAGAGAUGAGGCCUGAAAUGUGGGGAGGAGUAACUGAAAGUGACAGGAUCAUUCUGCAGAAUAGUUCUUCUAAAUUCAGCUUCUUUGUUGUAUUUGCUUGGGCCUUGGCCCGUUUAAAUCAAUGAAUUUGAUUAUUGACCAAAAAAAAAAAAAAUGACUCUGCUAUACACUUCCUAGUUCCUACUGCAUGUUUAAUCUUUGGGGAGAAUUGCUAGGAGGCUCGAUUUAAUUGAAGAAUCAUGUACCUUAUUUUUCAAAUAGUGCUCAACAACUUAUGGUUUGAGUAAAUUCAUGUGACC